AUGGGAAGUGUACGAGAAGACUGGCGUGCCGUCGCCGAGGAUCGACAACAGAGUAUCCACACGCAUAUUCCCGAAAAAUGGCGAUUACCCCAGGCUUUGUUGAAAACCGCAAAACCGAUGGAGUUGCCACGUCUCUCCGGUAUUAUGAGUGAUUGGGAGUUAAGUGUCACUCAAUCGAGGGCAACCGACAUCCUCUCGGCACUUCACAGUCGAAAAUCCAAAGCGGUUGAUGUUAUCCGAGCUUUUUGUAAAAGAGCCGCUAUUGCUCAUCAAGCUACGAAUUGCCUUGCCGAAAUCUUAUUUGAGGAAGCAUUUGCUCAUGCUGCCGAACUCGAUGAGUACAUGGAAAUCCACGGGAGACCCAAGGGUGUUCUCCAUGGCAUCCCGGUAUCCGUAAAGGAACAUAUACACAUGAAGGGCACCAAAGCAACCUGCGGCCUGAUUGCUUGGGCCGACCAGAUGAGUCCCAAAGAUGCGUUAAUUGUCCGAACACUCAGAGAGCAAGGCGCUGUGUUUCAUGUCAAAACAACGAAUCCUCAAACUUUGAUGGCCAUUGAAACCGACUCGAACCUUUUCGGAAGAACGCUUAAUCCACACAAUCCUGAGCUCAGCUCUGGUGGUAGUACCGGUGGCGAAGGUGCAUUAAUAGCCAUGGGCGGAAGUGUGAUGGGUAUCGGCACCGACAUUGGAGGUUCAAUUCGGGUCCCAAGUGCCUUCUGUGGAAUCCACGGAAUCAAACCAAGUGUGGGCAGACUGCCGCACGGCGGGUUGAGUGGUCUUCAUGAUGGAAUGCAGAACAUUAUCGGUGCUGUUGGUCCUAUGGCUCGAUCCAUUGAGGAUUUGGAACUUUUCUGUUCCGUGGCAUUGGCCAACCAACCCUGGGAUCAUGAACCGUCGCUGAUUGGGAUUCCGUGGAAGACGGAUGUGGAGAUGCCAACUCGAUUGAAGAUUGGCGUGAUCUGGAACGACGGUGUUGUGCAGCCACAUCCACCAGUCAGCCGAGCUCUGAAAGAGGUUGUCACUGCUUUGCAAAAUGAAGGUUACACGACCGUGGACUGGAAUGUUGACUUGCACAAGGCACUGACUGACACAGUCAACGAGGCUUAUUUCCUCGACGGCGGGAAGGAAUAUCACGAUGUCCUCAGCGCUGGACGGGAGCCACCCGUUCCCAUUUUGAGAUGGCUGCUCGAAAACAAGGCAAACCGCCGGUAUAGCGUUGAAGAGACGUGGAGGGUCAAUGCCCAGCUAGAUCGACUCCGGACCAAAUAUGCAGAGCAGUGGAAUGAUUCAAGGGUGGACGCCAUUAUCUGCCCUGUCAAUGCUUCUGUAGCUUCAGUCCACGAGGAGAGCCGGUAUUGGGGAUAUAGCAGUGUCUUCAACGCUCUUGACUAUCCGGCAGUGGUGAUACCGGUGGGAAUUGUGAAGCAAUCAGACACAUGGGAAUCAUUUCCUCCAGCCUCGUCAGCGAAGUUGAGUGAGAUGGACGAUUGGUACCACCAGCUCUAUGAUGAGAAACACGGGCCCUCAAGAUAUUGCGACGCGCCAGUGGGCAUUCAAAUUGUUGGUCGAAGGCUCCAAGAGGAGAAGUUACUGAAAAUCGCAGAAAGGAUCGAGAAUUCGGUCUCCAGACGGCCGAGGAUGGCGACGAGUUGGACCCGAGCCGACGAAAUCCAGAGGCGAGACCUGAUGUCCCGACCAAUGCCAGAGAAGUCGACUUUCUUGAAUGCGGUCUCUGAACUCCAAGAGCCGGCGGCGGUGGCCGCAUAA
Rhinocladiella mackenziei CBS 650.93 is the source of this 1767-nucleotide messenger RNA. RefSeq lists its product as uncharacterized. NCBI's taxonomy places the organism in Eukaryota, Fungi, Ascomycota, Eurotiomycetes, Chaetothyriales, Herpotrichiellaceae. The transcript is spliced from 3 exons. The coding region runs from base 1 to 1767 and encodes 588 amino acids. The record is from RefSeq and is a predicted model, not a curated record.